This is a messenger RNA of Nannizzia gypsea CBS 118893, 1818 nucleotides long. RefSeq names its product Mis12-Mtw1 family protein. The transcript is spliced from 5 exons. The record is from RefSeq and is a predicted model, not a curated record. Gene Ontology annotation, biological process: cell division; mitotic sister chromatid segregation. The coding region runs from base 1 to 1818 and encodes 605 amino acids. Lineage: Eukaryota; Fungi; Ascomycota; Eurotiomycetes; Onygenales; Arthrodermataceae. Gene Ontology annotation, cellular component: MIS12/MIND type complex.
AUGACUGCCGUCCUGCUGGCUCCAAGCACUACAACUACGGGACUUAAGCAUCAUCUUGGGAAUAUUGGCUGCAGGCCCGGCGGCGCAUCAACCCGUAAUAUAGGAUCCACCGGAGACGAGGAAAAGCUGUUGCUAAGGAUACGUGCGGACACAGAGCAGGCUCAUCGAGAUUUAUUGACUGGAUCGCCAGGGUUGGCUAUGUCACAGACGCGCGGGAGAGGGAAGACAUCCGUUACCGCGAAACUUCCCUCCUCGGCGGUUAAAGAAAAUGCGGUGGGGAGGAACGGAAUAAAUGGGUCGACAGUCAAGAGGAAAGCGAUUGAUUACGAUGAGGAUGUUGAGGGCUUCCAGUUCACUCGUGCUGGCAAUAUAAAAAAACCUAAACAGACCAACGGAGCGCUGUCAAAUGGAGCUUCAGAAGGUAGUUCAACACCUGAAAUGAGCAAUGCCACUUCCACCAUACGACAGAAGAAAAGGCUGGUCACGUCGCGAAAACCGAACGAUAUUAUUGAACCCUCGUCAGAGUCCCUUGAUAAUAGAUCUGCGAGACCAAAAGCAAAACGGUCGGUCCAAGAGAGCAUUGAACCAAUGACUCAGAAACAAACAAAGUCUCUCAAGAAAAUUCAGACACCAGAUCCCGGACCUAUACAUGUAGCUAAGAAACGAAAACCUGGAAAUACCAAAGAUUCGGGACUCAAAACACGGCAAAAAGAAAGCAAGGAGGUGAUCCACAGUACGCCGGAAGAUAUACAAAAUGCCGGUACAAAAAUUGCAUUGCCAUUUGCGGAUACGCCAGUCAUUCAGAGAAAUAAGGAUAUGAGGAAAGAGAAAAGCCGCAAAGGUCAAAGGCGAAGCAGCCUGAGUCUCCGCGGUCGUAGAGCGAGCUCCUUGAUAGACAGUGGAGUAUCAAAUGCUUUACCACAUGAUAAAGUGGAUACUUCGCAUUUCUAUAAACAUAUAGCUAGCGAGGGUCUUCCUGAGCCGCGGCGAAUGAGACAGUUGCUCACUUGGUGUGCUACCAGGGCUCUUGGUGAGAAACCGACGGGAUCACGGUCGGAAGACGAAAGUGCAAGACUGGCUGCCCGUGUCAUACAAGAAGAGCUUCUCAAAGAUUUCGGAGAUAGGUCAGACUUGUCCGAUUGGUUCAGCCGGCCAGAAACAACCACUCCAGCGGUUGUUAUAAAAAAACCGAACCCAAGAAAUAUACAAAACGCGGAAAAGAUAAAAGAGCUAGAAGAACACAUUCGGCGGCUUCAGGCAGAGCGUCAGUCUCUGGCCGCUCUUCUACGACCUCCAUCGGUACCAACAAUCAGCACUAAACCAGAUACCCCCAAACAAUCUACAUUGACACCGCACAAUAGACCUGCGGCUUUGCCUCAUCAACCGUCAACUAUCAACCAAUCGCUCCUUGAUCCAUCACAAGCGUCAAUUUUGAAUAUCCUUAGUUCUUCACAAUCAUCACCUAAAGAAUCCUCAAAACCUACCAAACCAAGCCCUGACAUUGAUACUUCCAUAGCAUCAAUAUCAGAGCGCCUAACACGACUCUCUACUUCCCUAACACCAACUCUUGAUUCCUUCGCAGCUGGUAUCCAUAAUAUUGAGAUAUUCCGGCAAUCUGCAGACAACCUCAGCAGACACAUUUUACGAAUAUGUGCUCAAAGACUAGAGGAACGAGAUGCACUGCAAGGUAGAAAUGCCAGUGGGUCGUCGUCUGGGGGGAAGGAAAACGACAAGAGUAGUAUCCAGGAGACGGUAGCCAGCGAAAGAGAGGAUUUAAGUGACAUUCUAAGAGCUUUAAGUAGGCUUGAGAGGAGAUGA